UUAUUAUUAUUAUCUGUAGGUAUCAGUGGAGGAGACGUGACUCAAGUGUUCUUCAGUUCUGGUGAAGAUGUCCAUCUGUCCUGUAAUGAUGCUCUUUCUGACUGCACAACAACUACAUGGCUCUAUAGCAGACCGUCAGAGACAGUUGAACUGAUUACUUUAGGAAUAAAGUGGACUGACACAGAGAGACACGAGAGACUGAGUCUGGGCUCUGACUGCUCUCUGAACAUCAAGAAACUCACAAAAGAAGAUUGUGGACAUUACACCUGCAGACAAUAUGUGAAUGGACAACAACAAGGAGCUGAUGCACAAGUUUUUCUGCAUGUUCUUCAUGUGUCUUCAUCAUCCUCACAGUCUGAGAUCAGAUCAGGCCGCUCUCUGACUCUCUCCUGUCAGUUAUAUUAUUAUGAUCGAGUCUCUUGUGAUACUUCAGUCCGUUCUGAGGGUCUUGAUCUGAUCUGGGUGAAUCAGGCCGGUGUGAAUCUGCAGACAGACUCCAGAUUUCAGAUCUCAUUCUCCUCAGAACAGUGUCUCAUCUCUCUGACUACAACACUCCUGGAUGAAGAUCACAACAGAGAGUGGAGAUGUCAGCUUAAACACAGAGAUCAACUGAAUACCUCAGCCACAUAUACUGUCAAGUAUCCAAGUAAAUGAUUUAUAUGAACAAUUAAUCAUCAGUCAUUUAAAUAUGAUGGUAGUCUAUGACGUAUCUGAACCUUCAUCUUUUCCAGCUCCAAGCGAAACAAAGCCACCGUCUCCAGUCACCAGCUCU
Carassius carassius (crucian carp) is the source of this 772-nucleotide messenger RNA. RefSeq lists its product as uncharacterized. The record is from RefSeq and is a predicted model, not a curated record. The annotation marks the transcript as partial. Gene Ontology annotation, molecular function: MHC class II protein binding; protein tyrosine kinase binding. Gene Ontology annotation, cellular component: external side of plasma membrane; membrane raft. Gene Ontology annotation, biological process: T cell activation; interleukin-15-mediated signaling pathway; positive regulation of ERK1 and ERK2 cascade. The transcript has 2 exons. Lineage: Eukaryota; Metazoa; Chordata; Actinopteri; Cypriniformes; Cyprinidae.